CCGGGUCUGAGGACGUUUUACAACACCUGGAACAAUAUUAGACUGGACACUUCCGUCCUCUAGCCUUGCUGCAGCGUUUCCAUCAUGACUCCUGCUGUUUCAGCUGUCCUCAAUGGCCACUGCUGAUGUCGACGGCAAACACAUCACUGACAGCCCUUUGUUUGUUUAUUAUAAUCUGAAGCAUCUGACGUGAAACAUCUCCUGUCGCAUCUAAAGCGGAGCGGCAGCUGCCAGGGAGCGCGCACUAGGACGAAGAUGAAGAUGAGAAGGAUGAUGAUGAUGACGAUGACGAUGCCGAGGCAGUGCAGAAGAUGAGUGGUAUUAAUAGAAGAGCUUGAGUGUCUCACUCUUUCACUGUCGAGACCGGGGGGCUUGGUGGAUAGUCGGUGGACCGGGUUGGGGGGGCUUCUGAUUCAAACUGCGUACUUGGAGUAAUACAUAACAAAGUAAAAUACUAAAAAAAACAAAAACAAAGAUCGCAACAUGGAGGUGCUGGCGGCUCUUAAUCUGAGCGAUUUAGCUCAAACUUUCUCCAAAAUGGGGAUGUUUCCAGUAUUUGAUCUGGCCUACUAUAUUGUAUCCAUCCUCUACCUCAAGUAUGAGCCAGGCUCAGUGGAGGUUUCUCGCAGGAGUCCUGUGGCCUCCUGGCUCUGUGCCAUGCUGUACUGCUUCGGUAGUUACAUCCUAGCAGACGUCAUGUUGGGAAGCAGCCCCGUCGACUAUUUCCAGUACAACAGUCACAUCCUGCUGGCCACGGCUGUUUGGUGAGAAAAUCCUCAAGGCUUCA
Molecule: messenger RNA, 787 nt
Organism: Cynoglossus semilaevis (tongue sole)
Lineage: Eukaryota; Metazoa; Chordata; Actinopteri; Pleuronectiformes; Cynoglossidae
Product: trimeric intracellular cation channel type A-like
Exons: 2
Coding region: 484-768 (94 amino acids)
Biological process (GO): potassium ion transmembrane transport
Cellular component (GO): membrane
Molecular function (GO): potassium channel activity; identical protein binding
Source: RefSeq, a predicted model, not a curated record